UCUCAACCUCUAAUUCUUCUCUUAACCACCAUUUCUCUCAACCUCUAAAAACAAUGCAAAGCCCUGUGAGGUUUUCGAGCUGCCGCGGUGUGGCCUUUGAAAUCAAACCUCAUCCAGACCCAUUUUCCAUCACAAAACCCACUGAAGCUGAGCCCCAAGGAAGCAAGAGAUUUUGGCUUCCAUGGGUUCAAAGGAACUCCUCCAAAAUAUUUCCCUCUUCUAUCCAGAGGUCCGUCAGUCGACCAAGUAGCCAUUUUUGUGACCUUGACAUUGAUGAUGAAGAUGAAGAUGAAGAAGACCAUGUCUUGGAAAGGCUAGAAGAAGGCAGUACUGAUGAAGAUCAAGAGAAACCAAUUUCAGUGCCAAUUACCAGCGAACAACCCUCGAAGGCUCCUCCUCGAAAGCCGGAUUCAAGACUAUCAGUUAUACUGCUAGACCAAGGUUUGUUCACGGUGUACAAGCGACUCUUUGUGGUUUGCUUGGCCGUGAACAUAACCGCUUUGGUUCUAGCAGCGACUGGGAAUUUCCCUUACGCAAGAAACAAAGCUACUUUGUUUUCAAUUGCAAAUAUUUUUGCACUGACGCUAUGCAGGAGUGAGGCCUUUUUGAGAAUCGUGUUCUGGCUUGCAGUGAAGGUCAUGGGGAGGUCAUGGAUUCCUCUACCAAUCAAGACUGCCACCACAUCUCUCCUACAAAGUCUUGGUGGAAUACACAGCAGUUGUGGGAUCUCUUCAGUUGCUUGGUUAAUAUAUGCAUUAGUUCUUACCCUCAAAAACAGAAAAGACACUACCCCUGAAAUCAUAGCUGUUGCUAGUACUAUUCUUUCCCUUCUCUGCCUCUCUUGUUUGGCCGCGUUCCCUCUGGUUCGCCAUCUCCAUCACAAUAUCUUUGAAAGAACUCACCGUUUCGCUGGAUGGACUUCCCUUGGUCUAGUCUGGGCAUUCGUUAUCCUUACAAUAUCUUACGACCCAAAAACCAAAUCAUAUAGUCACGACAUAGGGUCCAAAUUGGUCAAACAACAAGAAUUCUGGUUCACAUUGGCAAUCACAGUACUAAUUAUCAUUCCUUGGGUGACAGUGAGACGUGUACCAGUCAAAGUCUCUGCUCCUUCUGGUCAUGCCUCCAUAAUCAAAUUCGAGGGAGGUGUGAAAUCUGGUAUAUUAGGAAGGAUCAGUCCUUCUCCAUUUUCGGAAUGGCACGCGUUCGGUAUAAUCUCCGAUGGGAAAUCAGAGCACAUGAUGCUUGCAGGUGCUGUUGGUGAUUUCACAAAGUCAUUAGUCGCAAACCCACCCAGCCACUUGUGGGUUAGGCAAGUUCACUUCGCUGGAUUGCCUUAUCUAGUGAACAUGUAUGACAGAGUUCUACUGGUGGCGACUGGUUCGGGAAUAUGUGUGUUCUUGUCCUUCCUAUUGCAACCAAGUUCGGCUAAUGUGUGUGUGCUAUGGGUGGCCAAGGGAAUUGAACAAAACUUUGGGAAAGAAAUUAAGGAAAUGAUGAGUGGACAUCCCAAAGACAAGGUGAUUGUGCAUGACACAGCUGUUCUUGGUCGACCCAAUGUGUCUGAAAUGAGUGUUGAUGCUGCCAAAAAAUGGGGAGCUGAAGUGGUCGUUGUUACAAGCAAUCCUGAAGGAAGCCGGGACGUUGUUAAUUCGUGCAAAAGUGCAGGAAUUCCAGCUUUUGGUCCUAUUUGGGACUCUUAAUUUCAAAUACGAUGGGUUUCUUUUAUUUAUUUUCAAAUGGGGUGGGUUGGGUGUUUGUUCUAGAAUGUAUAAGUAGUACUGAAUCUCAGUACAGUCAAGAAGGAGGAAAGCUCCAUGUUAUAAUAUAGCUAUCUUUUUAGCUAAUCUUACAAGAAAAGUUCAAUGAAGUACUAUAAUAUAGCUAUCUUUUUAGACACAGGAAUAAUACUUGACUAAACGAGUCACUUUAUUUGUUUUCUAUGUACUAUUUGUUUUGUUGGGAUUUGGGCUUGGAUCCAGGUCGCCCAUGAUGGGCUUGGCCCAUGUCUAGCCCAUAUGACUACUAAUUCAAAAUAGGUGAGAGAGUAGUUAUUGCUCCAUAAUAUACAAAAUGUGUGUUUGUAU
Molecule: messenger RNA, 2084 nt
Organism: Tripterygium wilfordii
Lineage: Eukaryota; Viridiplantae; Streptophyta; Magnoliopsida; Celastrales; Celastraceae
Product: adenylate-forming reductase 03009-like
Exons: 1
Coding region: 54-1700 (548 amino acids)
Source: RefSeq, a predicted model, not a curated record